AUGACGCUCACGCGCGGUGCGAGGCCCGCGCUGGGAAGCGUGUGCGUGAAGGAGCUGGCCGAGGCAGUGGUCGCUGCCGACGAGGUGGGCCCGCUGCUGGACGUGCUUGACGACGAAGACUCGGGCUGCGGGGUCAGCCCCGUAGACAGCGACGACGGUCGAAGUCCCGAUGCCUACUUUGAGGGCGGCCAAGUGCCGUUCCUGAACCUUGCCAAGGUGGUGAAGCAGUGCGACAAGCUCGGCAGCCCGCUCAAGCUCCGCGGCGUCGUAGCCAUGGGAGACAAGGACGCCAUUCGGGGAUUCACAGACAGCCGUUCGAAGGAGAUUGGACCUGCGCUGCUGGACCUGCUGCCCCGACCGUCCGUGGCGGACAACCUGCGCGAUCUCACGCUGUAUCGAUUUCCGCUGUCGAGCACGUGCUUCGCGGACCUUGUCGACGCGCUGCGCGGCGCCAAACGCCUGGAGCAGCUGCACAUCCUGGACGACGAUGGCGGCAUGGACGCGUCGCCCGACGGCGUUUUGGCGCUCUUCGACGCGAUCUCUGGCAUGGAGGCGAUCCGCGAGCUGACGCUGCCUUUCACGGUCCAGCCGUCGGCGUUUGUCGCGCUGCUCGACAUGCUCGGUGCGCACGAGUCGGUCGUGGAGGUGAUGCUGCGAAUCGAGUCGAAACAUCUGAGCAGGGCUGAUGUCGACGCGCUCGAGCGGAUGCUGCGCACGAACACGGCGCUGCGGACUCUCAUGAUGAGGGACGUCUACGACGAGAGAGACGGACCGAUCGACCAAGAGAAGGAGUGGUAUCUCGGCGACGAGGCCGCAGCCAUUGGUCUUGCGUGGCAGUCGUCCGACGGGUUCACGCUGCUCGGCGAGGCUCUGGGCGCCGGGCUCGCGCGGAACAGCACGUUGCGGGAGCUGCACGUCUACUGCGACCGCGCCCCGUCCGCGGACGGCGUCUCCGCCCUGAUGGACGGCCUGCAGCAGAACACGACGCUCGAGUGCCUGUACCUGCCCUCAGCACGACACAUGCCCGACUUCCCCGGCAAAGUCGCGACGGCCGUGAGGCAGGGGAGCGGUCUGCGGGAGCUGCACGUGCCCACCAUCCAGAACAACGGGGCCGCCUUGUUCGACGCGCUGUCGCUGAGGCCGUGCACGGUGCUGCACAUCGGCCAAAGUCCGUUCCCGCCGCUGGCGCCCGGUGUCGUGGCCGAGCUUGCGAAGGCCCUCGCGGACGGAGCGCUCGGUCGCACGCUGGGGACACUGGAGCUCGCUCACGCGCGGGAGACGCAGGGGUUUGUGGCGCUGGGACGCGCUCUGGAGCACAACCAAGUGCUGCGCAGUCUCCGCGUCCACGACAGCCCAGUAGGCACGGAGGGUGCUGCCGCACUCGGGCGCGCGCUGGCGACGAACCACGCGCUCGAGUCGCUCGAGCUCUGCGGGUGCGACGUCGGCGACGAGGGCGCCGCUGCUCUCGCAGCCGGUCUGAAGCAGAACGCCGUCCUCCGGGAGGUGGAGCUGCGCAGGAACCGCAUCGAGACGCCCGGAGCUCUUGCCUUGGCGCGCUCUCUCCGCGCCCCGUCCCGCGUGCAGCGCAUCAGCCUCGGCGAACAAAGCCGCAAGCGGAGCGGCCAUCGGCAGCGGCUUCGGGGCCUCUUCGACGAGUCCGUGCCGGUCGCUUUCGCGGAUGCGUUUGCGGCGAGCAGCGCGCUGGAGGUUGUCGACCUCGGGCUCUGCAAGCCCGGCUCGGCCGCCCUGGACGGGAUGCACUCGUUGGUCGACGCGGCGAUCGCGUCGGCAAGGUCCCGCCACGUGCCUGGAAGACCCAAGGUGCUGACAGCGCAGCUCACGAUGACGACGUGCUACGAUGAAAUCUGCCACGUGAGAGGCUCGAUGGAGCGGGAGGUUGGGCGCCUCUACGACAAGGUGCGCUGUGCGCAGCGCGCGGGGUGGGGGGACGAUUCCAACGCCGCUUCGAACAGUCUGGUGAGGCGGGUCAAACUUUACGUCGACAGUAUCCGCUAG
Messenger RNA from Pedinophyceae sp. YPF-701, 2016 nucleotides. Lineage: Eukaryota; Viridiplantae; Chlorophyta; Pedinophyceae. The record is from the annotation of a GenBank genome assembly.